Molecule: messenger RNA, 2212 nt
Organism: Platichthys flesus (European flounder)
Lineage: Eukaryota; Metazoa; Chordata; Actinopteri; Pleuronectiformes; Pleuronectidae
Gene: rnf220b
Product: ring finger protein 220b
Exons: 15
Coding region: 1-1677 (558 amino acids)
Biological process (GO): protein ubiquitination
Molecular function (GO): ubiquitin protein ligase activity; metal ion binding
Source: RefSeq, a predicted model, not a curated record
AUGGACCUUCACCGCCCCUUCAAGAUGGACAGCCCCUCUUACCUGCCAGCUCCACUGGCCUCCCCUGCCCUCAUGGUCCUCGCCUCCACCGCCGAGGCCAGCCGGGACGCCUCGGUCCCCUGCCAGGCGCCCAGGCCCUUCGGCAUCCCCGCUUCCAUGGAGAAGGACCUCCACCUCCCCUUCCCUUCAGCCUCCUACACGUUCACCUCCAUGUACCAGCGCCAGGUCCCCAUGUCAGGCACCUUCUCCACCCGAGACUUCCCGGCCUCCUUAAUCCACCUGCACCCUCAGUUCACCCCACCAAACCUGGACUGCUCCACGCUCGGCAUGCUCAACCACAGUGGAGUGGGCGCCUUCCGACCUUUCUCCUCUCCGCAAGAGGAGAGGGAGUGCGGGGUUUACCAGUCCGCUUUCACCCCGGCCAAGAGGCUGAAGAGCUGCUUCCCAGACGUGGAGGGGAAGGAGUUUGACUUUGGCUCCUUGGGCGGCUGCCUCAAAGCCGGGGAGGACUCAGGGAGGAAGCUGUUCUCCAUGUCGGGCCUGCUGUCUGAUGGAGAGGCCUCAUCGAGCCCGGAGGAGCGCAAAGAGCACAAUAAGGUGAAGGGUCUGUACGACGCUCAGGCCCCCAUGUGUCCCGUGUGCCAGGCUGUUCUCCGACCUUGCGAGCUGCAGGAACACAUGGAGCAGGAGUUAACCAAACUGGCCCAGCAACAAAUCAGUGCCGCUCCAGUGCAGCACAGCCACCUGGUACGAGCCCCAAAGUCUCUCUCUCUCUCUCUGCACAUAAAGCGUGAAGGAGGUUCUCCCACGUCUCCCCCUCGACCGGCCGACGACCCUCACUCUGACCGAUACCAGACGUUUCUCCGUGUGCGGGCCAACAGACACACGAGACUGAAUGUCGAUGACCUCUGCUGGUGCAGGUGCUACGUCAAAUCUGCCCCAUUACGCCCUCACAUCGCAGGAGCCCACCUAGACUGCACACAAGCUGUCAGGAUUGGAAAGCUGAAGAGGAGGAAACCAGAGGACGGACAUGAGGGUUCACUUGACCUGGCGCCAUUGGAGAAUGAGUGGAACGAGAGGAGAAGGAUACCGAUGUCAUCUAUGGUUGGAGGGUUUAAAGGUGCGAUGCUGGUGAGCACUACUUCCAAGGAGUGUCGAGACAGUGACGCAGACCUGGACGUGGAUGGAGACGAUACUCUGGAGUACGGCAGAGCACAAUACACAGAGGCAGACGUCAUCCCCUGCUCGGGAGAAAGCUCCAAAGAGACGACAGUGAACAGCAGCAUACUGCCUGAUUCCAGAGUAAACCUCGGCUAUCCCAAAUGGUUAAAUGAUGGGAGUCCUUCCACCAGCAGUGGAGAGAAAGGGGACAGCAGCCUCGCAGUUCUGCCCAAAACCUGCAAAAACACUGACGUAGAGCUGCUCUCGGAAGACUCCACACUGACAACCCUGGAUGCACUUAAAGCUCGGAUACGGGAUUUGGAGAAACAGUUGUCUAAAGGAGACAGAUUUAAAUGCCUCAUCUGCAUGGACACGUACACGACGCCGCUCACCUCCAUCCAGUGCUGGCACGUUCACUGUGAGGAGUGUUGGCUUCGUACGCUGGGAGCAAAGAAGUUGUGUCCUCAGUGCAACACCAUCACCUCACCUGGAGACCUGAGACGGGUCUUCCUGUGACCGGGGAGGGGCUUCCUCUGUUUUUAGCCAAUCAGGGGUGGACUUGUGGGCAGCUGGCCUGUCAGACUGCCACCCUCCUCUUCCUCCUCGUCUUCCUGACCCUUUCUUUACGGCAGUGUUCGCCUAAAUUCCACGCAGCCAUGACCUUUGACCUUCCUUUACACCCCCUGUAUAAAAUCCAUGUUCGUGCUGCGACAUCAACCAGAUCUGAAGAAACAUUUAAAAACCAAUUGAGAGCUCAGGCACUGGAAAAACAAAAAAACAUAGAUAAAAUGCUUUGGGACGAUAUUUAUCUUUUUCUAAGUCUGUUUUAUGAGGGAAAACAAGAACCACAUGCAAAGCACAUGUACAUAUUUUUGUGUAAGUUUUGGAUUGGUGUGUGUGUGUGUGUGUAUAUGAUGUUGACGAGCAGAACCACCUGACUGUAUUUACUGUACAUAGUCUUCGAUUAGAUCAUUUAUUAUUUGUUUAGCUCCUGUAGGUUCACUAACAGUAAUCGCAUAACACUCAUUUUGUCUUCUGUCAUUGACGUGUU